Messenger RNA from Bursaphelenchus okinawaensis, 892 nucleotides. The record is from the annotation of a GenBank genome assembly. NCBI's taxonomy places the organism in Eukaryota, Metazoa, Nematoda, Chromadorea, Rhabditida, Aphelenchoididae.
AUGUCAGGAGCUAAGAACCUUGUUAAAAACCAAAUGGAAAACAAGGUUUUGUCAACAAAUGUUGCGAAAAAGUCACCAUUGUCUAAGAACCAAAAGGUAGGCCUUGUAGAAACUUUGUUUUUACUGUUUAGGCAAAGAACGCAGUUCUUGAUGCCAAACUUCGACGAAAAAUCUACGAACAAAGAUUCGCAAACAUCUUCGUGUACGGUAUGCAAGUCAAGAUUAGGACAAAGUACACCAAGGACAUGAGGGCACUUCAAUUCCACCGUGCUGAGCUCAUAUCUACUGAAAAGCGGAUGAGGGAAAUGUCAAUGUAGGUUUAAAAUUUCUAGCAUAUUUCGGAAAACUACCAAAAAUGUAAAUUAUUUAUUUUAAGUCUUUUGUACAUUAGCUGCUUGUUUCAACUUUUAUAAAAUUUGGAAAAAGAGUCAUUGUUUGUUUCACUUGGUUUAACAUGCUGUACUUUCAAUAUUUUGUUAAUAUAUGUUGUAAUUGUAGGGAAGCCGGCUGGUCUGUACCUGAAACAGCAAGCGUAAUCUCGAGAAUGCAAAUUAAGUACAAGACAAAGCUAGACCAAUAUGAAAAGAAGUUCAGAAGUAAAUCACCAACAAGACGAACUGCUCUUGGCCCACGAGAUCAACGUCCAAAGCCUCCAAUGUCUCCAUUAGCUCACCAAGAACAUGUUCUGUCUGUUGAACAGCCAGUGGUGGCACCGAAGGUGACGGUAGCCAGGAGACGUUUGAACUUCACCUCGACUCCGAAGCGACCAGAUGUUGUUGUGAAGCCUAGAUGCGUUGUUGAGCCCUCGAUGAAGUUGAAACGGUUUGAACUAGUCUUUGUGUGCUUGUUUGGUGUUGUAGCAUUGGGUGCUUCGUACUUCUUUUCCUCAUAA